Lolium rigidum is the source of this 4181-nucleotide messenger RNA. RefSeq names its product probable serine/threonine protein kinase IREH1. Bases 63 to 3809 code for a protein of 1248 amino acids. Gene Ontology annotation, molecular function: ATP binding; protein serine/threonine kinase activity. The transcript has 18 exons. The record is from RefSeq and is a predicted model, not a curated record. Gene Ontology annotation, biological process: intracellular signal transduction; peptidyl-serine phosphorylation. NCBI's taxonomy places the organism in Eukaryota, Viridiplantae, Streptophyta, Magnoliopsida, Poales, Poaceae.
CUUGCUCCGCUCACUGUCCCCCACCACCUGUUCGACGGACCUCCUCCCCCGCGGCGGCCGCCAUGGUCUUCAAGGGCCGCUUCUUCUCCUCCCGCCACAAGUCCUCCGACUCCUCCUCCAGCCCCGACGGCAGCAACAGCCCCCGCACGCCCACCUCCGCGCCGGCCGCCUCCGCCUCGCCGGCCUCCUCCUCCGCCUCCUCCAGAUCCGACAAGAAGAAGCCCAAAUCCGAGACCCCCCGGAAGCGCGACAAGCUCUUCGGCUCACCCGCCGUCCCCGUCCCCGUCCCCGUCCCCUCGCCCAGGACCUCCAGCCCCUCCGCCGAUGCCAGGAAGGCCGCCCUCAGGGACGGGGCCUCCGCCGCCGCCCUCUCCCCGAUCCUCGCCUCCUCGCUCGGCCUCAACAAGAUCAAGACCAGAUCCGGCCCGCUGCCGCACGAGGGCCAGCGGAUGGCCGCCGCGCUCGGGAGCAGUAACCUCGCAAGGGGACACUCACAGGCGGGCACCACCUCCGCUGCAAAGGAAGUCAGGAAGGGCAUGAGCUCAUGGGCCGAUUCCAGUACUGGCAGUAAGCUGGGCAAGGGAAAGGCGGCCGAGCAGCCACUGCGCACUGCGGCAGCCACCGGCGUGGAACCUCCUACCGCUGCAAAAGCCAAGUCUAAUUCAUUUCGGAACCAUUCGGGAGAUUUGAGGACUCCGCCCCAAAUACCAGCGGCUGUGAGCGCAUAUGAUACCUGUGAAACACCAAAGGAAUCUGAGUCUCCGCGCUUUAAGGCCAUUAUGCAGGCCACCAGUGCACCAAGGAAGAGAAACCCUUCAGAUAUAAAAAGUUUCUCACAUGAGUUGAACUCCAAAGGGGUCCGACCAUUCCCAUUCUUGAAACCUCGAGGUGUAUACAACUUGAAGGAGGUAUUAAAAGUUAUUCAGAUGAGAUUUGAGAAGGCAAAGGAAGAGGUAAAUACAGAUCUGGCAGUAUUUGCAGGCGACUUGGUUAGUGUAAUGGAGAAGUACGCAGACUCUCAUCCUGAAUGGAAAGAAACCUUUGAGGAUUUGUUAAUACUUGCACGCAGCUGCUCUGUAAUGACACCAGGGGAACUUUGGCUACAAUGUGAGGGUAUAGUGCAAGACUUGGAUGAUCAACGUCAGGAGCUCCCAAUGGGUGUGCUAAAGAAGCUUUACACUCGGAUGCUUUUUAUCCUUACUAGAUGUACAAGGCUGCUCCAGUUUCACAAAGAGAGUGGAUUUGCCGAGGACGAAGUUGCCAUGGAUCAGCGAGAUAAGAUUAUACAAUCUGCUGAUAACAAGAUUUUAGCGCAAUCAGGUCCACAUGAGACAACAGCCAGAGGCAGCAAAAGCGAUGCAAGAAAAUCAUACAGUCAAGAGCAGCAUAAUCUGAAAUGGAGGAGAAGCCAGGAAAUAAAACCUGUUAAAAUUCUUAUGCCCCUUGACACUGAUAUUAAGAAAGAGGUUGAUUCUCCAACCAGAGAACGGAUAUCUUCCUGGAAACCUUUUCCAUCACCUGCUCCAAAGCCCCCCAAAGAACCCGCCUCUAUUAAAGAGGAGUCACCUACUAAGAAAACAGAUACACUCGCUACGGUCAUUAGUGGCGUUGAAUUAAUAAGCCCAGUAGAAUCUAUAUCACAUCAACCGCUUCCUCCCAAGCAUCAGCACAAGACUUCAUGGGGACACUGGUCUGACCAGCCAAAUAUUUCCGAAGAGGGUUCAAUAAUGUGUCGCAUAUGUGAAGAAUAUGUCCCUACUCAUUACGUAGAAAAUCAUUCAGCAGUCUGUGCAAUUGCUGACAGGUGUGACCAAAAAGGUGUAAGUGUUGAUGAACGUUUAGUAAGAGUUGCAGAAACACUUGAAAAGUUGGUCGAAUCUUAUUCACAGAAAGAUCUUAUCAAUGCUGUCAGCAGCCCAGAUGCUGCAAAAGUUCCAAAUCUGAGCAUAAAUGAAGAGUCUGAUGGUCCCUCUCCAAAACUGUCUGAUUGUUCUAGAAGAGGUUCCGCUGAUAUGCUUGACUAUCUCCAAGACGCUGAUAACACUAUUUCGUUGGAUGACAUAAAAAAUCUUCCUUCAAUGACAUGUAAGACUCGCUUUGGGCCAAAAUCUGAUCAUGGAAUGGCUACAUCAUCGGCGGGAAGUAUGACGCCUAGAUCCCCACUAACGACUCCAAGAUCAAAUCAUAUAGAUAUGCUUUUAGCUGGUAGAAGUGCAAUUAAUGAGAGUGAUGAUCUAACACAGAUUUCUGAACUUGCUGAUAUUGCACGAUGUAUUGCAAAUACUCCUCUGGAUGAAGAAAGUGCAUUAUCCCAAUUGGUUACAUGCAUAGAAGAUCUACAAGAAAUUGUCAAUCGUAGGAAGCAUGAAGCCCUCACAGUGCAGACAUUUGGCACUCGUAUAGAAAAACUCCAUCGGGAAAAGUACCUGCAGCUUUGUGACUCAGUUGACAUGGACAAGGUUGACUCGUCGAGUACCAUAAUGGAUGAAGAAGAUGAUGUGGUCCGUAGCUUAAGAGCAAGUCCUGUUCAUCCAGUCAAGGACCGUACUUCAAUCGAUGACUUUGAAAUCAUAAAACCUAUCAGCCGUGGAGCAUUUGGACGUGUUUUCUUGGCCAAGAAAAGAACUACAGGAGACCUCUUUGCUAUAAAGGUGCUUAGGAAGGCAGAUAUGAUUCGAAAAAAUGCUGUCGAGAGUAUAUUGGCCGAACGUGAUAUAUUGAUCACGGUCAGGAAUCCUUUUGUGGUCCGUUUCUUCUAUUCGUUUACCUCUCGGGAAAAUUUGUAUCUGGUCAUGGAGUAUCUAAAUGGAGGGGAUCUGUACUCAUUGCUGAGAAAUUUAGGGUGCUUGGAUGAAGAUGUUGCUCGUGUAUAUCUUGCAGAAGUUGUGCUAGCUUUGGAAUAUUUGCACUCCAUGCAAAUUGUUCAUAGAGAUCUAAAACCUGAUAACCUAUUGAUAGCUCAUGAUGGGCAUGUAAAGUUGACAGAUUUUGGGUUGUCCAAGGUUGGUCUUAUCAACAGCACAGAUGAUCUAUCUGGCCCUGCUGUUAGUGGGGCUUCAUUGUAUGGAGACGAUGAACCUCAGAUGAAUGAACUUGAGGAAAUGGAUCACCGAGCACGGAGACAAAAGCGUUCCGCGGUUGGAACCCCUGAUUAUUUAGCACCGGAAAUCCUUUUGGGGACAGGACAUGGUACUAGUGCAGAUUGGUGGUCUGUAGGUGUAAUUCUUUUUGAAUUACUUGUUGGAAUACCUCCAUUCAAUGCAGAGCACCCACAGACGAUUUUUGACAAUAUUCUUAAUCGCAAAAUACCUUGGCCACAUGUCCCAGAGGAGAUGAGUUUUGAAGCGAAAGAUCUAAUUGACAAAUUUUUGACAGAAGAUCCUCAUCAACGGCUAGGAUCAGAUGGUGCCUCUGAGGUCAAACAACAUCCAUUUUUUAAGGACGUGAGCUGGGAUACCAUUGCUAGGCAGAAGGCUGCCUUUGUCCCCUCCUCAGAUAGUGCAUGUGAUACCAGCUACUUCACCAGCCGUUACUCUUGGAAUCCAUCAGAUGAAAACAUAUAUGAAGCCUAUGAGUGUGAGGAUUCAAGUGAUAAUGGAAGCCUUAGUGGCAGCAGUAGUUGUGUGAGCAAUCACCAAGAUGACAUGGGGGAUGACCAUGGAGAGACCACUGAGUAUGAAUCUGGCCCAAAUGUCAAUUACUCUUUCAGCAACUUCUCAUUCAAGAAUCUUUCACAACUUGCAUCCAUCAAUUAUGAUUUGCUGACGAAAGGAUUGAAGGAUGAGACAACAAUGAAAUCUGAUACGUAGCAGUCUGUUUAUACCGAGGUCAAUUUAUUUGAAGUAACCAAACAGUUUAUAAGGUGCUGGCGUGGUGUAGAUUUUGUACAUAUGAAAGUGAGGCAUGGGCUCCUCUUAUUGAGGCUGUUCUUACAUCUCAUCCAGCGGAGUACAGUUUUGCGGUUACCUUGUUUUGAAACCAUUGCUGUGUCAUCGUCGAUGAUAACAUCCUUGACCAUAAGUUGGCACGAGUCACCUAGGAGCGCUGUUUUUUGCUUUCUUUUUCGCGUCUCAUCAUCGGCCGUGGGUGGUCAAGAUUGGUCAAGGUUAACUGUAUUCACAAGGUCUCAGAAAUUGUCAUAAUUGUGGCAGAUCAUUGGGAAUGUAGUAGGUUUCCCUGUA